AUGUUGAGUUUAGAUUUGUGGAUUCCUGACCUGGCUCAAGGAAAAGAAAUCGGACAAUCAAACAUGAACUCUCCAAUUAGUAUUUCUCAGCUUUGUAAUCACAAUGCAACUAAUUAUUCCAAGGUUUCGCCUGGUUUGCAAAUGAACUACUCAGUUCCUACCAUAUCUAAGCCGAACUGUAAUGACCAAAUGGUUAUAUCUGAGAAUAAAAAGAUAACCAUUGAUGCAACAAGUGGUUACAAAUUGUUCGGAGUUGAUCUGACGGCUCCAACAGAGACAAAAGAUCUUAUAGAACAAAUUGACUUAUACUAA
Messenger RNA from Thlaspi arvense, 312 nucleotides. The record is from the annotation of a GenBank genome assembly. NCBI's taxonomy places the organism in Eukaryota, Viridiplantae, Streptophyta, Magnoliopsida, Brassicales, Brassicaceae.